UCAGGUCAACAUUAUCUUGUGACAGGCAACUUCGUUCUUGAAGGGACAGCGGUCGUUUUAUUAACAGAUAUAGCAAAUAUUUCGAGCAUUGACCAUUAUACAUACCAAACAAAUGUUUUAAGCAAGUUUAUCAUUGAUUAUUGAAGUACUGCCUGAACAGGAGGAACUUGAAAAGCGUUAGAGGCAUACUACUCUAGGACGCUUCUAAACACAAAAGCUCUUGUUGGGAUGUCCCGGGACACUUUUGCCUUCACUUCUGCCUCUCUACGCUCCUUAAGGCUGGAGCAGGAGCUGCAGGACUGGGAGGACGCCAGGCGGGCACUGGCACACAGGAGGACUAUGGCAAGACGUCCACUACCCGCCGCCCCCAGGCUCCGACACGGAAACGAGAGAAUCCAGACAGUACGUGCUCCACCACCACAAAUACAGUGCAGAGACGCAGCCAUCCAUAACAUCUUUAUGUGUGGAGAUAUGAAGAGAGUGUAUGCCAUCCUCAAAGAUCCAGGCAUGGUGAAUGCACUGAUGGAGACAGUACAUGAGGAGAUGGUGUGGGCCCCAGAAAUGGGAAUGUGGACUCUUGUCUCAAAAGUAAAGCAGACGUCUGCACUGCGUCUGGCUGCCAGCAGGGGGCACUCUGGCUGUGUCGAGGAGCUGCUGUUUAGGGAAGCAGAGGUGGAUGCAGACCCAGGCGGCCGUACAGCUUUACAUGAUGCCUGUUCAGGAGGCCAUCACGUCUGUGUGCGCCUGCUCCUAGACCACGGGGCUGAUCCAGACCUGCUUGCUGUCGACGGCAAUGCCCCGUUGCACCUCUGCAAUGCAGCAGAAACAUAUCAGUGUGCUGAGCACUUGGUGACCAGUGGUGCGCAGGUGAACGUGACCCAGCGAGACUCAGGUCUCACCCCCCUUCACAUGGCCUGCAGGAGAGGGCUGGAGGACCACGUGGAGCUCUUCCUGUCCUAUGGAGGGGACGUGACAGCUCGGAGCCAAGAGGGCGAGACGCCCUUGAACGCAGCCUGCGCUGGGGCAGAGAGGCCUGCAGAUGCAGGACGGUAUUUGCGUAUUGUCCAGAAGCUGCUAGCGGCUGGGGCUGAUGCGCAGACUGCUGGGAGGAAGAAGCAUACGGCCCUGCAUAACGCCUGUGGAAACUGUUGCCACCGCAUAGUUGAACUGCUGCUGGAACAUGGGGCUCGUGCAGACGUAGCUAACUGUGCUGGAUACACACCCAUGGACUGCCUGUUACAGGUAAUAGAGGAUUACCCAGACCAGCAGCCAGAGGCUGUGGCUCAAUCUCUUCUCAACUAUGGAGCACAGCCGCCCUCCCCUAGAAUGCUGAAACACUGCUUGCCCUCUCCUGCCACUUUGGAGGUAAUGCUGAAUUGCUAUCCGGUCAUCCCAGCGUGUGAGGAGUGGUUAGAGGACAUACCAGAGGAACUACUGAAGGAGCAUCAGUCUUUCUUCGAUGCGGCGAGACGGAUGAGCGGUCAGCUGCGCUCUCUUCAGCACCUCUGCCGCUGUGCGCUCCGUCGCCACCUGGGGUCACUAUGUCACUUCGCAAUAGUCCAACUCAACAUCCCCAGCACUUUAAAAGAUUAUCUACUGCAGCAUAAUGAUGGACUGCGUUGAGCUCCAUUUUUAGACAAACUAAAAAUAGCUGACUAGAAACAAUGGGCUGAACUGAAUACUGAGGCAUCUGUGAUGCCUCUUGACAAUAGAAGUAGGAUGGAUUAUGGCCCCGGGCCAAAUGGGGAAGUGCCCUGGGCAUGGCCGGAUUUACCAUUGGGCUUGAGGCUG
Sinocyclocheilus anshuiensis is the source of this 1791-nucleotide messenger RNA. RefSeq names its product ankyrin repeat and SOCS box protein 16-like. Lineage: Eukaryota; Metazoa; Chordata; Actinopteri; Cypriniformes; Cyprinidae. Bases 229 to 1623 code for a protein of 464 amino acids. Gene Ontology annotation, molecular function: protein binding. Gene Ontology annotation, biological process: intracellular signal transduction. The transcript is spliced from 7 exons. The record is from RefSeq and is a predicted model, not a curated record.